AUGACUGCCAAGAUUACCUUAAUCCUGACUACCAGUUUCAAGGUCCUUAAUAUGGAGAGCAAAGGCUUGAUGAAGUCAAGAUGCUUUGCUCUGCUCCUAGUUUCAAUUCCCAAGGCCAAAACCAAUGACAUUCCCAAGGCCAAAACCAACGACAAAAAUUCUGGUGCUUUUGCUUCAGAUGAAGAAGAGCUCGGUGAUCAGGAAGCCAGUGAAAACGCUGACAACGACAGUAAUUUAACCAAUCAGGGGAAACUCGCUCCAUCUCUGGCAAAACCUCACUCCAUAUCAGGAAUACUGACAAAGGUUGAUUUUGUCAUCCAACGUAUUAAAUCUUCUUCUUCAUAA
This is a messenger RNA of Puccinia graminis f. sp. tritici CRL 75-36-700-3, 345 nucleotides long. RefSeq lists its product as uncharacterized. The record is from RefSeq and is a predicted model, not a curated record. NCBI's taxonomy places the organism in Eukaryota, Fungi, Basidiomycota, Pucciniomycetes, Pucciniales, Pucciniaceae. The transcript has 2 exons. Bases 1 to 345 code for a protein of 114 amino acids.